Molecule: messenger RNA, 1720 nt
Organism: Peromyscus californicus insignis
Lineage: Eukaryota; Metazoa; Chordata; Mammalia; Rodentia; Cricetidae
Gene: Hdhd3
Product: haloacid dehalogenase like hydrolase domain containing 3
Exons: 2
Coding region: 794-1579 (261 amino acids)
Source: RefSeq, a predicted model, not a curated record
AGAGAAUCACCGCAGUUGAGAGAGUGAUAGGGGAGUGGGGAGAGGGGCUGUGACAGUGACCUUGAGGAGCGGGAGGGCGUGGGCCAGGGAGCAGGGAGGCUGCGGGGUAACGGCAGGGACAGAGAGGCCGGAGACCAGCAGAGAGGGCGGGAGCCCCGCACGAGGGAGGAGCUUGGUGACGCCUAGAGCCGGGCGGGGCGAGAAGAAGUCAGGCCAGGUCUGCGGGUCUCGAGCGUCUGCGCGUCUACGUGAAGCCGGUGGAGCAGCCGCUGCCUCUGGUCGCUUUCCCCGAGCCAGGUUCAGCCCAGGCUGGUCUCAGGCUUGCUAUAUAGCUAAAGAUGACUUUGGACUUCUGAUUGUCCUGCCUCCUCCUCCUCCUCCCAGUCGCUGGGUUAUAAGUCUGUGCCACUAUGCCUCGCUUAUUCAGUACUGGGGACCAAGCCCAGGCUUUAUGUAAGCUAGGCAAGCACUCUACCAACUGAGCCACAACUUCAGCUCUAGCCUCAAGAUCUUGGGAGGUUGGAGUCCUCAUGUUUCUUUUCCGUGUGAGAUUCCCAGGUAUUCAGAGAGUAACUCCUCAGGUCAUGAACUUGGUACAUCAGAAUGUGGACCCAGUCUCUGACAUCAGGGCCUCAGAGUCCAUCUCACCUGCUGAUGUUCAUUCCAGGAUCUUGUGCUGAAAGACAUUUCCAAAGUGCCUUGUGUCAGCCUCCAACUCUGACCUACACAGCCUGGAAAGGAGUCACUGUUAGCCUGUGGAGGGGUGACCUGAACAAGUUCAGUGUCUCCUUUGAUGCUAGGACCUACGGUGAACUUGAUCUCCAUGGCCCACCGGCUGCAGAUACGUCUACUGACAUGGGAUAUGAAGGAUACCUUGAUCAAGCUCCGCCGUCCUGUUGGGGAGGAAUAUGCCAGCAAGGCCCGGGCCCAUGGGCUGGUGGUGGAAGCCACAGCCCUGGAACAAGCCUUCCGGCAGGCAUACACGACCCAGAGCCACAGAUUUCCCAACUAUGGCCAGAGCAGUGGCCUUAGCUCCCGUCAAUGGUGGAUGGACAUGGUCCUACAUACCUUCCACCUAGCAGGGGUCCCAGAUGCCCAGGCCAUUACUCCCAUUGCUGAUCGCCUAUACGAAGACUUCAGCAGCCCCUCCACUUGGCAGGUAUUGGAGGGGGCUGAGACUACCCUGAAGGGGUGCCGUAAGCGUGGUCUGAGGCUGGCCGCGAUCUCCAAUUUUGACCGGCGACUAGAGGAUAUCCUAGUAGGCCUUGGCCUGCGAGACCAUUUUGAAUUUGUUUUGACCUCUGAGGCUGUGGGCUGUUCUAAACCAGACUCACGAAUUUUCCACGAGGCCUUGCAACUCGCUUGUGUAGAACCUGCGGUAGCAGCUCAUGUUGGGGAUAGCUACCGCUGUGAUUACCAGGGGGCUCGGGCUGUGGGCAUGCACAGCUUCCUGGUGGAAGGCCCAGAGCCUUUGGACCCCUCAGUCAGAAGUUCUAUACCUAAAGAACAUAUUCUGCCCUCCCUGUCCCAUCUCCUGCCUGCCCUUGAUCUUCUGGAGGCCUCAAACCCUAUGUCAUGAGUCUGAUGGCGGAAGUAGUUGGGACCAAAUAAACACUGGAAGCAGGGAGUCCCUUCUUUCUCCCCUCUGCUGUAGAGGGAGAUGCCUUGGCCCUCCCUGCCUCUGCAGCCUCCAUAAACUAUCCUGGUCAUGGAACAGCAA